Molecule: messenger RNA, 451 nt
Organism: Dimorphilus gyrociliatus
Lineage: Eukaryota; Metazoa; Annelida; Polychaeta; Dinophilidae
Source: the annotation of a GenBank genome assembly
AAUGAUUAGUCAUCCAAUUCAUUUGGUUCGAAUUAGGACUAACUCAGGCCAUAUACUUCCCUUUUCUCUUGUCAGACAACCACAAUUUUCUACAAUACUACACCAACAACCAUCAUAUUUCCAGUCUAACUUUAUAACAUCAAAUUUAUGUAGGACGACGGAUGUUUCCACAUCAACAGACUGUGAAAUUGCUCAGGGAAAGAUUGAUAUCGGAGGCGUUGUACCUUAUAGUGUAGGAUCGGAUGAAAGAUGGCCACAUCCUGAUUACAUUUCCAUUGAAGAACAAAAGCGUCAAUGUAAUUUUGAAUUAAAAGCGGACGAAGAUUUAUUAAGAGAAUGUUGCGAAGAUGCCGAUGUUGAAUUUCUAUUGUUCGAAUUAAUAUGGAACCAUAUUAGGGAGGAUCGUGAAUUUAACGAAAUGCUAAUUCAUGAGAAAAUCUUGUAUUCUUAA